Neurospora crassa OR74A is the source of this 1585-nucleotide messenger RNA. Its product is annotated as UPF0023 family protein. The transcript has a single exon. The record is from RefSeq and is a predicted model, not a curated record. Bases 362 to 1309 code for a protein of 315 amino acids. Gene Ontology annotation, biological process: ribosome biogenesis; cytosolic ribosome assembly. NCBI's taxonomy places the organism in Eukaryota, Fungi, Ascomycota, Sordariomycetes, Sordariales, Sordariaceae.
UGGGGCGGCCCAUCCGUCCAUCAGAGGGGACUGGGGCGGUACGGCGGGCAGGCGGGGCAGACUUUCAAAGCCCGCUCUGCAGCGGAGAAAAGUGGAAGCUGCGGGCGACCAAGAAUUUCUGCUCCACGGGCAUAUCGUUAUCUCUCUUACGGGCGCAUUCUCAGAGAAACUGCAGCAAGUCAACUUGUAUGCCCGGUUUCUGGAAACAUAUCAGCUACUCAGAAAAGCCAGUCCAGCAUCCUAUAUACCCGACUGUUACUACCUUCGAAGCUAUUUUCAACGGCUUCAUUUCCCGGAGAAUCAAUACCGUCGAACCAUCGAAUUAUACUCUUUUCACGACAACUACACAACCACCGCCAAAAUGGUGAUCCAACAGCCCUCCAACCAGAUCAAACUGACCAACGUCUCCCUUGUCCGGCUUAAAAAGGGCAAAAAACGCUUCGAGGUUGCCUGCUACAAGAACAAAGUGCUCGAAUGGCGGUCCGGCAUCGAGACUGACCUCGACAACGUCCUGCAGAUCCCCAACGUCUUUCUGAACGUGUCCAAGGGCCAGACGGCGCCGACGGCCGAGCUGCAAAAGGCGUUUGGCAAGGACACUUCGGUCAAUGACAUCAUCCUGGAGAUUCUCAAAAAGGGCGAGAUGCAGGUGGGCGAGAAGGAGCGCAGCGCGCAGCUGGAGCGCGUCCAUAACGAAGUCGUCUCCAUUGUCGCCAGCAAGCUGGUCGACCCGCGCACCAAAAAGGUCUACACCACCGGCAUGAUCGACAAGGCGCUGGACAUGCUCAGCUCGCAGGCGCAUCAGCUACAGGAGAAGGAGAAGGAGAAGAAGGAUGCGGCCGCGAGCGGUACGGCGUCGCCGGCGACGGGCGAGAGCGGCGAGGCGAAGCCGCAGCCUACAAAGUCCCUACCCAUCUGGACCGGUGUUUCGACAAACAAGAGCGCAAAGUCGCAGGCGCUGGAGGCCAUGAAGGCGCUCGUUGCCCAUCAGCCUAUACCCGUUGCCAGGGCGAGGAUGAGAUUACGCAUCACUUGCACGACCAAUGUGCUCAAGCAGGCCGUCAAGGCUCCCAAGGGGGAGGCCAACAAGGAUGGCGAGGAGGGAGAGAAGAAGGCACCCGGAACGGUCAAGGACAAGAUUCUCAGCUUCGUUGAGCAGGUUGAGAGCCAAGAUGUCAUGGGCCAAGAGUGGGAACUGGUGGGCUUCGUAGAGCCCGGUGCUUUUAAAAUCUUGUCUGACUUCAUCGGAAGCGAAACCAAGGGACAGGGAAGAGUAGAGGUCCUGGAUAUGGCCGUCACUCACGAAGAUUAAAGCCAUGACUUCGUUUCUCGAUUUAACUGGCUGAUACUCUCUGGGUCUUCGUCUAUGGUGGUCUUGGUCACAUACAUGGGGUGGGCGUUAUGGCAUCGAAAAUCAUAGUGGGUUGUUUUAGGCAAUGGAUUUAAUGGAUUUGCGUGUUUCACGUCCAUAGAGACCGAAUAAAAAUGCCAGUAAAUCAUUUUCCAUAUCCACGCCGUUUAUUGUCAUGCUGUCAAUGAUGUGUCUUCCAUUAUGCGAGUUCCCCCAUUAGCCAUAGGCUACCUAGAA